Molecule: messenger RNA, 1492 nt
Organism: Syzygium oleosum
Lineage: Eukaryota; Viridiplantae; Streptophyta; Magnoliopsida; Myrtales; Myrtaceae
Product: serine/arginine-rich splicing factor SR34A
Exons: 15
Coding region: 455-1246 (263 amino acids)
Cellular component (GO): nucleus; cytoplasm; ribonucleoprotein complex
Molecular function (GO): mRNA binding
Source: RefSeq, a predicted model, not a curated record
CCGCAAGAAAACCAGCGCGAGCGUCCACAGACUCCCAACGCCGGCCAGCAGAAGCGAAACCCUAGCGCUCGCCUGCUCUUCCCUCCGUUGACCUCGCUCGGAGCUCCGGCCCGCCUCUCCUCUCGCGCUCGCUCUCCGGAGGGAGCAUCCCCAGCGCCGUCGAACUCGGAUGACGAGUGCUUGGACAAAUAUGAGCUUUGCAGUCAUUCGUAGGGAUUUAGAGAGGGAGUGGGAGAAUCAGGGAGGAGUAAUGGGUAUUUUUUUAAAUAACUGGAGACCUUGGUCACUCCCAGAAGAUCUAUACAUCUGCGAAUUUUCUGGAGGGGAUCUGGAGAUCAAAUUUGUUUUCGAAUUUAAUAUAGCUUUGGAGCAUCUUGGAGCAAAUGAGCAGUGGAGCUUGUGGAGCAUGGCUCACCGCGGGAUUGCUCUCUUGUGAAUAACUUUUGAGAUAGAAAUGAGUAGCCGCUUUUCUCGCACAAUCUACGUUGGCAACCUGCCAUCUGAUAUAAGGGAAUGGGAAGUCGAAGAUCUGUUUUACAAGUAUGGAAGGAUAUUGGAUAUUGAGCUGAAGAUUCCGCCUCGUCCUCCGUGUUAUUGUUUUGUGGAGUUUGAGACCUCUCGAGAUGCCGAAGAUGCAAUUAGGGGUCGUGAUGGAUACAAUUUUGAUGGCUGUCGUCUACGGGUUGAACUUGCUCAUGGUGGUAGAGGACAACCAUCUUCAAGUGAUCGUCGUGGUAGCUAUGGUGGUGGUGGUGGUGGAGGUGGAGGUGGAGGUGGAGGUGGUGGGGGGCGCUUUGGUAUCUCACGCCAUUCGGAAUACCGAGUCAUUGUUCGAGGGCUUCCUUCUUCUGCAUCCUGGCAAGAUUUGAAGGAUCAUAUGCGGAAAGCUGGUGACGUUUGCUUUGCGGACGUUGCGCGUGAUAGUGAAGGGACUUAUGGCAUUGUUGAUUACACCAACUAUGACGAUAUGAAGUAUGCUAUUCGGAAACUUGAUGACACUGAAUUCAGAAAUCCCUGGGCGAGAUCUUAUAUACGGGUGAAAAAACAUGAAAACAGUCCUUCUAGAUCUCGCAGCAGAAGCCGCAGUAGAAGCAGAAGCGACAGAAGGGAACGAAGUAAAUCACCGGGUCGAUCUGCAUCAAAAUCGCCAUCUAGAUCUAGAUCAGCAUCUCCAGUCAAGUCUUCCAGACCAAGGUCCAGAUCAAGGUCAGCAUCUCCCCGCCAGGUGAGAUCAGGUAGUGGCUGAUUCCUUGUAGCAGAAAUCCCGGUGCUCAUUGCUGUAAUGAAGAAAGUGAGUGAGUUAGGGAACUUUGGGAACCAUCUUUGUUGGGAUUAUGAUGCGUUAGUCCAAGAACUUUAGGUACUCGAGAAUGCCUGAUACUGUUUUGUGACGGUACUUUAGUGUUGGAUUUUUCAAUGCGUCGUCUGAAUAUCAUGUAGCUUGCUAUCGAGAUCUUUGAAGAUGCUAUGGUAGUGGUACUGUUGGAGAUGA